Schistosoma turkestanicum is the source of this 4376-nucleotide messenger RNA. The record is from the annotation of a GenBank genome assembly. Lineage: Eukaryota; Metazoa; Platyhelminthes; Trematoda; Strigeidida; Schistosomatidae.
AUGUCAAAAGCUAGACAACACUGGCGUCGUCGCGCUAAUCCAUCAUUCUAUAUGAUUACUAAUGAAGAAGUUGUCGAUAACCGUAGACAUUCAUCCAAUGUUGAUCCUGAUAGGAUACUUGGUGAUUUCACUAAUUUAUCUGAGCAAAGCGACGGUAGUAAAGACAGAAAUAAUUUCAUACGAAGUUCUGAACCUCAUCUAUCGAAAUCUAAUGAAUUAAUCAAAUUCGAAUCAGAAAAUAGUCUUGACCAAUCAAAAUUACCUAAGUAUAUGCCACAUUCCGAUACGACCACAACUUUAGCCAAUCGGAAUGAAGGAACAGAAUCUGAACAGUUAACCCUUCCAAAACAUUCACUAUCAUCUAGUCAAAUAAAUUAUAGUACUAAUAACCAAAAAAAUGAUAACAGCAACAAUAUUACUUCUAUUGAUCCUCCCUUAAGUAAUGCUUCACAGGAAUUACUUACUUUUGUUAGUAAUACUGAAAAUUGCAAUGUAAAUAAAUCAAUUCAGGAUAAUAGUGGCUGUACAAACUCUAAUACUAAUCAGCAAACUGAACCAUCACAGGCAAAGUGGAAUAUUUCGCAUAAUUUUCUUACACAUACACCCAGCAGAGUCCAUUUUACCUUUUCAAAAAGUAUUGAUGUUGAUGAUGAGAAUCAAACAUCUUUUCGGGGAUUAUUUAAUAAGACAUUUCGUCCAAAUUUACGACGAGCAGUGUCCGAAGUAAAAGAUGUUUAUAACCCAGACGAUACAGAAGGUUCACUAACUGAGCAACAGCCACAACAACAACAGCAACAGCAUCACUCACAUCGUAUUCAAAAUAAAUUUCAUCGUCAUCUCCAACAGCAGCUUCAUAAUAUAAAAUUAAUAUCACAUUCAGCAUCACGCAGUCACCAACAGUCCACUCUACAGUUGAAUUCACAUGCUGUUGCCAACCAACCAUAUUUACAACCUUACAGACUAAAUGAAUUCACAAACACAUUUGAACAAGUAUACAAUACUCCACAAAAGUUUGAUAGUAGUAUAUUAGAGAUACCGGUAGAUAUGUAUAGUGAAAGUAAGUCAGAUGAUGCAUUUUCAAAAAUAAAUUGGCCUUCUUGUGACUUUAGUCAAAUGGAUUCUGAGCAUUCUAUAAAUUCAGGCAGAAUACAUGAGAUGAAGGUUAGUGACACUUAUAGAGAACGAGAUUCACUACUGAACCGAAAUAUAAUUAAUAAUAAUGAAACAAAUACUACAGUGCAUUCUAUGCCACAAAGAACUAACCGUUUAAACGCAGUCAGACGAAUGAAUACAACUGCAACUGAACAGCAUCGACCAUUUAGUAAUAUUGAUCGCUUUAAUUUUAGGAAGCAAACGAAACAACAACCGAGCAGCUCGAAAACUGAAAAUAAUGCCAGUAUAAAUAAAAAAUAUACUCAUGGAACAUUAAGUCAGGAUAAUAUCAAUGCACCUGCAUCCAAACUUCUGGAUUCAUCUUCUUUAGAAUUUGGAUCCGAUUCCAUGCAGUCACGUCCAGUUGCAGCUACAACUCUUUACCGCUCUUCCUCAAGUGGCACACGUAAUCCCGAAUACAUAAACGAUAUUGAAUUUGAACAAUCUUCUAUUCGCACAGGAGUAGGAGUUUCUAACUCGCCUACAACAUUAGCUGAUAAGAGUACUGUUACGUCAAAUGUUAACAGCUACACAAUGGGAAUUCUUCAAAACAAUGCAACAUCCCCAACAUCGACAACAACAGUAAUUACUUCUUUAGCUAAUGGUACCGUAAAUGAACCAACUGUAGAUCUAUUAAAACAAAGUACAUCAAGUUAUUUAAAAGAACAAUUUCAAGCAUUUUUUCAACCAUCUGAUAAUAAAUUAGCUAUGAAAUUGUUUGGAAGUAAAAAUGCAUUGCUUAAAGAAAAACGACGUCAAGUGCAACAGGGGAAAUGGGUGAUACAUCCUUGUAGUAAUUUUAGGUUUUAUUGGGAUUUACUAAUGCUCAUGUUACUUAUUGCGAAUUUGAUAAUUUUGCCAGUAGCCAUAUCAUUUUUCAACGAUGACCUCAGUAUACAUUGGAUUAUAUUUAAUUCUAUAUCCGAUGUUGUAUUUAUUGCUGACAUAGCUGUAAAAUUUCGUACUGGUAUUGUCACAAAUGAUUAUGCUGAUGAAAUUAUUUUAAACCCUAAAGAAAUAGCACGUCAUUAUUUAAAAUCAUGGUUUGUAUUAGAUUUCAUCAGUUCGAUUCCAAUGGAUUACAUGUACCUAAUUUUUAACAAAAAAGAUCAUUAUAAUCAAUUUUUCAGUGCAGGGCGUACUUUGAGGAUUUUACGUUUGGCUAAAUUGUUAAGCAUGUUACGCUUAUUAAGACUUACUCGUUUGGUACGAUAUGUCAGUCAAUGGGAAGAAUUUCUAAAUAUUGCGAGCAAAUUUAUGGGAAUAUUCAAUUUGGUUUUAUUAAUGUUACUACUUGGACAUUGGAAUGCAUGUUUACAAUAUUUAAUUCCUAUGCUCAUGGAUUUUCCGCCAGAUUCAUGGGUGAAGCGCUGUAAACUAGAGAAUGCAGAUUGGUUCCAGCAGUAUACAUGGGCAUUAUUCAAAGCAAUGUCUCAUAUGCUUUCCAUUGGUUAUGGUCGUUUUCCACCUACCAGUAUUGGUGAAGCAUGGAUUACAAUUGUUAGCAUGAUGAGUGGCGCAACUUGUUAUGCAUUGUUUGUUGGUCAUGCUGCAGCAUUAAUUCAAUCAUUCGAUACGUCCAAAAGGCUUUAUAGGGAAAAGUUUAAACAAGUUGAAGAAUACAUGGCCUACCGUAAACUUCCAAGAGCAUUACGUCAAAGAAUAGCAAAUUAUUAUGAACAUCGAUAUCAGGGUAAGAUGUUCGAUGAGGCACAAAUAUUGAACGAGUUUUCCGAAUGUCUGAGAGAACAAGUUAUCAAUUACAAUUGUCGUGCCUUAGUUGCAGCUGUUCCAUUUUUUACAUAUGCUGAUCAAGAUUUUGUUUCUGAAGUUGUAACCAAAUUGAAAUUUGAAGUAUUUCAACCUGGUGAUUUAAUUAUUAAAGAAGGAACAAUUGGAAAUAAAAUGUAUUUUAUACAAGAAGGUAUUGUCGAUAUCAUAACUAAAGAUGGUGAAGUUGCAACAAGUCUUUCAGAUGGAUCAUAUUUUGGAGAAAUUACGUUAUUAACUAAUACACGUCGUACAGCCAGUGUUAAAGCUGUAGUCUAUUCCAAUCUGUAUUCACUGGAUCGAGAAAGUUUUCUAUCAGUAUUGGAAAAUUAUCCACUAAUGCGACGUACAAUGGAAUCAGUAGCAGCUGAACGAUUAAAUAAAAUUGGCCAAAAUCCAUCUAUUGUUAGUAAUCGUGAAGAUUUGAAAGAAGAUUUAAGUUUAGUUAAAGAAAUUGUCAGCUCAGCUGUUACACCAGAAGAUAGUUCCAGUGGACCUGAAACAGAAAAUGAAGAAAACCAAGCUCAUUUAAAUAUAAAACAAUUAUUAAAAUUUCGCAAACGUAAAUCAACUAAUCGUAAUAAACUAUUUGAUAAUACUGUAACGAAAUUAAGUCAAGCAAAUGAGGAAGAUGAAACAUCACUAGAUAAUGAACGUAAAUCUUCAUUUAUUGAAAUCACAUCAGUAGAUAAAUUGAAAUUGCCUAAAUUUAUGCGGCAAAAACGUAGUUCAUCAAAUUUUUUAACACAUCCAUCACAAAAUUUACUGAAUUUAUCAAAAUCUAAAAUUUUACAAGAUAGUUGCAGUGAACGCAAAACCAAUAAAAAUGGCAAAUCAGAUUCACAGCCACCAGAAAACAUUUUAAAUUCAUUGAAUAGUUCAGUGACAAAUGUAACGAAUUUGCAAUCCAGUGAUUUGAGUCCCAAAUGCACUACUAUCAGUAUUACUAACUAUAGUAAUACUGAAGAUACUGAUAAUAAUAAUAAUAUUAUCAGCAGUAAUACAGAUAGUACUCAAAGGCCAUCCUCAAGUGAAAUUUCAAAUGUAGAUUCUAGUAAACAUUAACAUAUAUAAUCAAUUAUCCUGUGCAUAUAUUUAUGUAUACAUUCAUUGGUUUUCAGUCUAACAAAUUACCAGAUUCAUUAUAAACAUAUAGGUGUUUUAGACCAUAACAGAUCUUCAUAGCUCAUUUUACAAACAUAUUCAAUUUAAUUCACUCCAUAAAAUAUAACGAAAAUGUAUAAAUGUAUAUGAAUCUGCAUACCAUAGAUUUUUGUAUUUUUCUGAAUCAAUUUUGGUUAAACAUUUAAAUAAUUAACAUACAUAUAAUAGUAGAAGACGUGUGAAAACAAGUCUAUGAGUACUUUUUUCUAUUCAGUUGUCACGAAUAACUCAUACCAACUGAUCAAAAUCAUUCAAUUAAUUUGUUAAAAACACUAUUACCAAACAGUAUA